ACGCAUGCACGCGCGUCACUGAAGGCCAUGGAAACAGAACGUUGACCAAAGCUAUAAAAGCUGCCGCCAUCAUUUCUUUCUCAUUCGCACAUUAAACUUUGACAAGUUGACCUACUGCGGAUUUAUUGUUGGAAAGUUGCAAUCUGGGAAACCCGAUCGACUGGAAAACUUUUACUUCAAAAAAAAAAACCCUGAGGACCUGAGGACUUCAUCACAGACUGACCUUUUUUGGAUCAUACCUGUUCACCUGAAGUCCUCAUCUCUGACGAACCUUUUUUUUGGAUUAAACCUGAUCACCUGUAAGGCCUCUUCUCAGACAAACCUUUUGGAUUAUACCUGACCACCUGUAAGAUUCUUUGCAAACAAAGCUUUUGGAUUACUUUGCUCUAGGACAGCUACUGCCAGAAGUAGACCAUCUUUAACUUCUGGAGAAGUGGCCUCCGGUUGACCCCCUGGGGCGAGGCAGCUGCUGUCCUGAGUCUCUACAGUAUUCUGAGAGACAAUAUGGGGUCCGGUGUAUCCAACGAGUCCACCUCAUCUUCCGAGAUGAACCCCGUCCAGCUCCCCAGCGAAUAUGAGGUUCUGAAAGUUCUGGGAGAGGGCUGCUUCGGAAAGGUGUUGAAAUGUUGGAAAAAGGACACCGAGCAGACUGUGGCUGUGAAGAUUCCUAAAUUCUUCGACCAAGACACCAUCAAUGAGGUGUCCAUGCUGAGACUGUUCAAACGCCUCAACCUCGACAAACAUAACAUCGUCGAGUUAAUCGAUUACUUUCAAACCAAACAUGGAAAGGCAAUCGUGUUCGAGGUGUUGGAUAUCAGCCUAGGUGACUACCUUGAAAUGACAAGUUUUGCGCCCAUGCUUCUGAGUGACAUCAGAAGCGUCAUCCAGCAGAUGGGGACAGCAUUUGAGGCACUGAAGGGGAUCGGAGUGAUCCAUGGUGACGUGCACCUCCACAACAUCAUGAUGGAGAAUCACCAAACACGACCCUUCAGAGUCAAGCUCAUUGACUUCGGUGGUGCCAUUUCCAGAUCAAAAGCCACCCAGGGCACGCUCCUACAACCACUGCUUUUUAGGUCUCCAGAAAUCAUACUGGGCUGUCCAUUUUCUGAGGCCAUUGACAUGUGGUCCCUGGGCUGUCUGAUGUUCAUCAUGAUCUGCGGCAAACUACCGUUCUGUGGAUUGUCUGAGUAUGAAAUACUGCGGAGCAUCAUUGAUCUUCUGGGUCGGCCAGAAGACCUUGUUCUCACUGCUGGUCUAAGGUCAAAGAAGUACUUUAACUGGAAUGAGUCAAACAGCUGGGAGCUCAAGACACCGUUUGAGUAUCUCAGAUAUCAUCUCAUCGGUGUCACCAAGGACCACAAGUUCCAGUCUCUGGACGAUCUCAAAGUAAUUCGUCUAGAGGAAAAUAAUGAAGCUGAGGCUGUAGAGCGAGAGCAGUGCAUCGAGCUCCUGAAGGCCAUGCUGAAGAUGGAUGAGGAUGAGAGGAUCACUCCCUGUGAAGUCCUCAUUCAUCCAUUUUUCACCAAAGACUACCCAAACAAUGGGGCUUUGGCGGCCGCAUCCCCUUUGGUUCGAUGGAAGCCAAUGGAAAAUCUGGCCAGUGCACUCGGUGAGCCUGCUGCCACUCCUCUGAUGGAUGACGAAAGUGUGUUCAUCCAACCAGAAGGCUGCACGCCAUCUCCAGAAAUUCCACCAGCAGGUGUGAUCCUGGUUCGACCAGCGACAGCUGAGAACACACUGCUGCUGGAAGGUCAGGGGAGCAAAGUCAGUGGCAGGACUUACAUUGUCAAGAUCGCAGGAAGUUCGGCCUUCACGUCCGUGUUCUCGAGUGAGGACUGCACUCCAUCUGACACAUUUCUACCAUCAGGUGUGAUCCUGGUUCAGCCUGCGACAGCCGAGCGCACCGUGAUGGAAGAUCAGGAGAGUGCAGUCAGUUUUCAGUCUGGCCUGUACCAGGCAUCAUUGUUAGUGAACAGCAUUAAUAGUGGCAUGGAGUCCCUCCUAUGUGAGGACUCGGGCUCAUGUGAAAACAUGAGGGCAGAGAAGAAGCCUCAGAAGAAGAAGAAUCGCUUCCGACGCGUCUUCUCCUGGAUGAGGAAGACCUUCAGUUCAUGUGUAACCUCUGUCAAUGCUUCGGCCUGUCACAGCUGAGAACAUGCUGUCGCUGGAAGGUCAGGGGGACAAAAUCAGUGGCAGGACUUAAAUUGUCAAGACCUCAGGAAGUUCAAGCUUCACUUCCUUGAAUGAGGACUGUGACUGUGAGCCUGCUGCCCCUUCUCUGAUGGAUGAUGACGUCAGUAACAUCCAACCAGACCACUGCACUCCACCUCGCACAGUUCUACAAUCUGGUGUGAUCCUGGUUGAGCCUGCGACAGCCCAGCACAUGCUGCUGGAAGAUCAGUGCAGUCAGACCAAAGAGACCAAGGGGGGCAGUCAUGAGUAAGAGACACCCCGCUCUUCCUACGACACUGCCACCUUCCACUUCUCGCUUCCAUAUGGAAUACACAGCAAUGGGGCUUUAGCAGCAUCAUCCACUCCUUGCAAGACAGAGAGGUCCGAGACGAGCCGUCGUAAGAUGAUGAGCAAAAAGAUGGCAGUCAUGAGUAAAAGAUACCCCGCCCUUCCUACGACACUGCACUCCAUCUCCCUCAUUUCUGUCUUCAGGUGUGAUCCUGGUUGGGCCUGUCACAGCCCAGUGCACACUGCCGGAAGAUCAGGAGAGUGCAGUCAGGAGCCUCAGAAUCUACAAAAGAUGAUGAGAUCACAGGUGGCAGUCCAGAGUUAAAGACGCCCUGACACCGCCACCGUCAACUCUUACUUUGGUUCUUCCUGCAGCAGCCACGCAGCCAGUGGAAGUUCUGAAGAGUGCACUCAGUGAGACUGCUGCCACUCCUCUGAAGGAUUAUGAAGGUAUCAGUAUCCAACCAGAUGGCUGCACUCCUGCUCCUGCACACACUGCUCACAAACGCAUACAUGUUUACAUCACACAUACAUCGCUAGACAAUAAUCACUGCAAACAGUUUUUAUUGGCUGAUGUCAGAUGGAAAUUGAAGAGACAUGUUUGUUUUGUGUAGGGCAAGAAGAGGAAGAGGGAGAGCAGAAAAGCUCCUAAAGUGACACUGAGGUACAAUGGUUCCUGGUGCAGGAUCUUUAAAGGGGCAGUAUUGUUAAUCAGAAAGGAAAGAUUUUCACUGACUGGGUUUUUUAUGCUUACAAACUUAAUAAACAGUCUCUCUUUGUUGUCAUGACUGAAUAAACAAAGUGAACUUAAAGGACAACACAAUAUCAUACUGUUUUACUUUGUUUAUAUGUGGCAGACCCUGCCACCUUUCUAGCCUUAAACAGUAUUACGGUGACUGAAUUGUGCAUCUUUACAAAAGUUGUAGCUCGCAAAUUAAUGUCAUUUGAUCCAAUAUUAAUAUUCAGAAGUUUACAGCAGAUAUAAGAUGAGGUAGGUUUAAAGUGUUUUUAAAGGUUUAGAAGAUUGAUCUGUGUUUCUGUUUGUUGGUGUGGCAGUGUCAGUGGUGGCAUCCACCUCACGGGCAGCUGUGAUGGAGGCCUCGACCUCUCAGGGAGCUGUGGAGGAACCACGUCCCCCGCAGACAGUCCUGGUCCUGUCACAGCACACAUCAUUGGACAGUCGUGGUGCAGCUGCUGCACACAGACUCCAGUGACCGCGCAUGACUCACACAUAGUCCAGCCAAUCAGAGGAUGGGGAGCAUCACCUGGUGAUGGAGCAGCUUGAUCCUCCGCCAAGUCCACCCAGAGCAUCAGCUGCCCUCCUCUCUUCACUGUGGACUUCUGUGAUGUCAUGCAAAUGGAUCAAUGGAUGUGAAGAUAGAUGUACAGAUAGAUGUUUAGAUAAAUGUAUAGAUUUAUGGUUAGAUAUAUGUUAAGAUAUAUUUCUAGACUGAUGUCUAGAGAGAUGUAGAUCUGCAUGUACAUCUUGAUGUCUAGAUAGAUUUAUAGAUAUAUGUAUAGAUAUAAGUAUGAAUUGAUGUUUAGAUAUAUGUAUAGAUUGAUGUAGAGAAAUAUGUGUAGAUAGAUAAGACCUUUUGAACUAUAUUAUCCAUCUCAUGUAUGAUUCAUUUCUGUAAAAUACAUGGUAAAUACACUUAAACCUUUGAGCAUUACACUGACUUAUUUCAUUGUUUUUUCAGAAUUUGUAUGUUUUCACAGUAGAGUUCAAUUAAUUGAUAACUACAGGAUGCAUAAAGCUGUGUUUAACAUAAUUAAUGACUUGAUACAUGAGACAGACACAAGAGCCAAAGCUCAGUACACAUAAAGUAUCACAAACCACAGCAGGCUUUCAAGUCCAUAACUGCAGUGGUUCAUCAGUGGGAAAUGUUCCUUAUACAAGGUAAACAAACAAAACAACAACACAGACAAACAAUACGUCAGGGUGCCAAUUCUAGCAACUAUGGAUAGGGUGUGGUAGACACAACUCCACAAAAAGCUGUUUUAAAGUGUUAGGAGGAUCUUUAAUAAACAUCACAUCCUGGUUUACUUCAAACCUA
This is a messenger RNA of Acanthopagrus latus (yellowfin seabream), 4517 nucleotides long. RefSeq names its product homeodomain-interacting protein kinase 1-like. Gene Ontology annotation, biological process: positive regulation of transcription by RNA polymerase II; peptidyl-threonine phosphorylation; smoothened signaling pathway. The coding region runs from base 505 to 2151 and encodes 548 amino acids. The record is from RefSeq and is a predicted model, not a curated record. Gene Ontology annotation, cellular component: PML body; nucleus; cytoplasm. NCBI's taxonomy places the organism in Eukaryota, Metazoa, Chordata, Actinopteri, Spariformes, Sparidae. Gene Ontology annotation, molecular function: protein tyrosine kinase activity; protein serine/threonine kinase activity; ATP binding. The transcript has 17 exons.